Atta colombica is the source of this 654-nucleotide messenger RNA. Its product is annotated as tail-anchored protein insertion receptor WRB-like. The coding region runs from base 135 to 626 and encodes 163 amino acids. The record is from RefSeq and is a predicted model, not a curated record. Lineage: Eukaryota; Metazoa; Arthropoda; Insecta; Hymenoptera; Formicidae. The transcript has 4 exons. Gene Ontology annotation, biological process: tail-anchored membrane protein insertion into ER membrane.
UAAGGAAGAGCGAUGAUUAUUUCUGCCAUCAUUUCAUUUCAUGCAAAAACAUGACAAAUAAGUUUAAUUUUAUUGAUUUUUAAGGUGAUUAUGCUAAACCUUUAGUAUAAUUAUCUUUUCACAUCACAUCACACAUGGAUUUACUCGCGAUAUCCACUCUGAUUUGUAUUUUGGAUAAUAUUAUGCCGUUUCUGAUUAGAUUUAUUUCAUCAUAUAUGUUGGCACAAAAAAGAUAUGACAUUGAGCUGCGAAAGGAAUUGAGUAACUUGAAAGAAAAUAUGGCAGGACUCUCCAUGGUGGAUGAAUUUGCCAAAUGUGCUAAGCUCCAACGUCGAUAUAAUCAUGUGGAAAAUAUUCUGAAAGAAAAUAUGAAUCAACGAUUAAAUCAGAAAAUAAAACUACAGAUGUUGCUAAUUUAUAGUUUUCGUAUACUGAAUGGUACAUUAAUAUUAUGGUUAUGGUAUAUGUAUAAAGACAAGCCAGUUAUUGUUCUCUCAGAGGAUGUGUUAUGGCCAAUCCAGAAUUUCUUAAGUUGGCCAUGUCAGCAUGAGAAUGCUAUUUCUCUGUUAGCAUGGCUUGUGAUCACCCGAUUAGGAAUAUCAGCAUGUAAAAAACUUUAUGUGUGAUUUAAUAAAUUUUCAUGUAAAUGAUUAA